AUGCUGCGCUGGUUCCGAACUGCUUGGAGGCUAGUGUUUGGGCUCUUGACUUCAGGUACCACUAUGACCUCUACAUUGGGGUUGGUUUUGCUGACGCUCUAUGUGUCAGCCUGUCUGGGGGUGGAGCUCAUCAGCAAGGACCCAGUCCUACUAUCCCACCCCAGCACAGCUCACAUCGUGGACGACCGGUUCGGUUCACUCCCGAUGACUAUGCUAACCUUGGCGCAGUUUGUGACCUUGGACUCUAUUGCCAACAUCUACGUACCUUUGGUCUACCAGAAGCUGGAUCGUGAGCUGAAGCGACACGUGUUACAGGAGAAGCUCAGGAAAGCAGCGCCAAAGCUAUCCUCAAUGUUCGCGACACUGGACGUCAACCACGAUGGGACAGUGUCGCUGGAUGAGUUCAUGCAGAUGUCCGUGGACGUUUUCCCCCAAGAGCUUUUUGACAACAGCAGCGUGUCGAGCUUGCAGGAAGUGUUCGAAAUUCUCGACAUCAGCGGCAAGGGCUUCCUCUCUCAAUCUGAGUUUGUUGAGGGACUCUUGAACAUGUUCCUCCUUGAUGUGCCGAUUCACACGAUUCAAAUCCUACGGCUCCUGCGCAUCGUUGAGGCUAGGAUAAACGGACUACACGAUGACAUUCGAUGGCUUGGGGACGGCAGCGUGGAAAUGUCGGAGGGAAUCGAAGCUGCCGCCAAAAAGAAGGAGAUAGUCAUAACUAGAAAGGGUCGUCCUUCACGGGAACAAGCUGCUCGCUCCGACAACGUGGAGCCGACGAACCAGGUUUUCACCAACAACAUUGCCAUCAACCAGAUCGUGGCUGAGCAUUUGGUAAAGCAUCUGAAGGGUGGUUUUGUGACGCGCGGCGUCCGCGAGUACACGCGUGCCCAAGUCGAGAUGCCACAUGACACGCUUCAAACGCUCGACAUGGGCCAUCGAAGCUCGUUGAACGCCUCCUUGGAAGACAUACCAGAGCGGCCUGCUUUGUUCCAGCACGAUCAGCCUCCAAAAGACAGAUUUGCGGCAUCUGGAAUGCGAGUUUUGAUGCAGCCGCGCACAUUUGCCGUGCGGAAGCGUGCUCGGAAGAUGCACCAAGAUAGUUCUGUCAUAGCAGAAGACGAGCUUCCGGUAGCAGAUGCGAUUGUGAAGCAGCAGCCAGCUGCAGUGCGGAGCGAUAUCCAGGCGAGCAGCCAUAGGCUUCGCCCCCAUGAAACCUUGCAGGCUGCACGCGCGCACCAGGAGCAGGCGCUACUGAUGAUCAAUGAUGCAAUGCGACAUCUUGAGCAACAGGCUCAUCACAAUGAUCUCCAACAGGCAACCGAGCAGCGUGAGGACGAGUCCCACACUGGAUACGAGGAAUGGGAACUCAGCAGCAGGGACGCGUCUGAAGCGGUUAUUCAUGCUCUCCCACCAGCUGUUGCGCAUCGAUCACAUCGAAAGCGCAAGUCCAACUUUCAGCCGAGAUAUCGGGCCUUGCUGGAUGAGAUGCGAACUGAAAUACUACCUGCGCUUACUCUGAAUCAAGGCUUCAAAAUACUCGUUGUCACGAGCUGCCAGAGGAUAGUGUCAUCGACUUGGUUUGACUACUUACUUGGUGCCAUCAUUGCGGCGAACUCUAUUUGUAUCGGCAUAGAGGCCCAGGCAUCAGUGGAUUCUGUUGACACGGGCUGGAUGGGCAUGCUGGACAUCAUUUUCGUCAUCAUCUAUGUUAUUGAGAUUUCUAUUCGCUUAAUUGCGCAGGGUUGUGGCAGCAGCUUCCGCAGUGGUUGGUUCGUUUUUGACUUUAUUCUCGUGGUGUUGGGCACGAUGAGUGCUGUCAUAGCUCCUCUGUCUGCCAUAGAGAACUUCGCUUUCUUGGAGUCAGUUAUGGUGGUUCGGGCACUUCGUCUGCUGCGACUAAUACGCGCCCUGAGAAUGUUGCGCUACUUUCGUACUGUGUGGCGGCUGGUUUUUGGGCUGCUGACUUCCAUCAACACAAUCGCUUCAACGUUCUGCCUGAUAAUCCUCGUGCUGUACAUCUUUGCAUGUCUGGGCAUUGAGCUCAUCACGAAUGACACUCAGCUCCGGGCACAGCCAGACGUGCGGCAGAUUGUGGAGGAACAUUUCCGUUCUCUUCCUGUGACCAUGCUCACAUUGGCGCAGUUCGUAACGUUGGAUUCUAUUGCUGCAGUUUAUGCUCCUUUGGUAACGCAGAGGCCCUGGCUUGUGUGCUACUUCGGGGCAAUCGUGCUGAUAUUAUCGAUUGCCCUAAUGAAUCUGGUCACCGCCGUUUUGGUCGAAGGAGCUCUGGAAAGCGCGCAGCACGACCGCGAGGCGGCCAAGCACGACCUGCAUCUUCGGCUGUGCGGAAAUGGUCUGGACAGCAAGUCAAAGGUGUUCUUCCAUGAGAGGUUGGAGCUUUUCGAGAUUCUGGACGUCGAUGAUGGCGGGCAGCUAACGCAAGAUGAGUUCAUAGAUGGCUUGGUAAAUAUGUUUCUUCAGGAAAUACCUGCACAUGACAUCCAAGUUCUGAGGGUGCUGCAGUCCUUGCAGCAGCAUGUGCGAAACUUGACCGAAGACAUUCAAAGAAUGAAAGGCGGUCUUGGCAUGUCUUCCUCGGUUUCUCGGUCUACCGCGCCAGCAGAUGUCCAGAACAACAUGGCGCUGACAAAUUUCCAGCGUUACCCGUAG
Molecule: messenger RNA, 2667 nt
Organism: Symbiodinium pilosum
Lineage: Eukaryota; Dinophyceae; Suessiales; Symbiodiniaceae
Source: the annotation of a GenBank genome assembly